This is a messenger RNA of Mustela erminea (ermine), 3138 nucleotides long. RefSeq names its product shieldin complex subunit 2 (gene SHLD2). The record is from RefSeq and is a predicted model, not a curated record. Gene Ontology annotation, cellular component: site of double-strand break; nucleus. Lineage: Eukaryota; Metazoa; Chordata; Mammalia; Carnivora; Mustelidae. Gene Ontology annotation, biological process: regulation of double-strand break repair via homologous recombination. The transcript has 11 exons. Bases 297 to 3068 code for a protein of 923 amino acids.
GCAGGGCUCAGUGCGCAUGCUCGCGCCGGCGGGGGAGGGAGGGGCGAGGCCUCCUAGGACUGGCCGGAUCUACAGGGAGGCGGUGUCUCAGGGGAUUUAUGUGAAGGGAUUGGAAGAAGCCUUGCUGUUUGAGUAGAUAAGAAUGACUACUCUUAAUCUUUGUAUUUGUGGUGCCGAGAAGACUGAAGAGUACAGGACAGGAGUCACUAGCUGUGCUAACACAUGGGCCCAAGCACCGAGAUGACACAGUCACUUACUUCAACGGCUUGAAGAGAGAGCCUCAAGUCUCAGAAACUAUGAGUGGAGGAUCUCAAGUCCACAUUUUUUGGGGUGCGCCAGUUGGUCCAUUGAACAUGACCAUAUCACCAGAACCACCUUCUUUAAGGUCUACUGAGAACCGCUGGAAAAAAAUUCAGCUUUUAUACAACCAACAUUCUUUACAUCUGAGGAAUGAAAACUGCAUACAUGGAACUCUUGAAGACCAUCCAGUCCUAGAAGCCAAGGGUCCUCCCCAUCUUCCUAAUGCUCGUUUUUUAACAGACUCUACUAGUGAACCUGUUCAUGUGAACGAAGACUCUCUACCCUGUAUGUCUGAAACACAGCCUGUAAAAUCCCAGGAGGGUUCCCCUUUAGGGAUGAGAGAGAAAACCAGCCCCGAUGUGCAAAUAUGCAGAUUUAAGGGCAAAGUUCAGCAUUUAACUGACGAAGAAAAGUUUCCAAAGCUUCUCAGCGAAAAUAAGAAAAUUACAGAUGAAGAGCAUAAAGAUCAGGCAAAUACAUGCGGUCGGAACUUCCGGAAAAACUUCUUUCAGUUAGACCAUAAGUGUGUACUAGAUCUGGUCAGUAGUGCGGGACAGAUUAGUACACGGCCGGGAGCGAAGGAAGCCAAGUGUGUGCCCACAGAAGGCUGGCAUCAUGAGGCACUCAGCCAGGGUCUGGAGAUCUUUUCCUCGGACCCAGAAGAUAAGCCAGGGUCUGAAGCUGUUGGAAAGGUCUCUACUGACACUGAAUUUCUUAGUAUAAUGACCUCCAGCCAGGUGGCUUUUUUCUCUCAAAGGAAGUCUAAAGGACACAAUAUUACAAAUAAAGGGCCUGUAAACAUGGAGAGCAAACCAAAGGCAAGCCAUAGGGAAGUAAGAAUGCUUGAAGAUGAUCUGACUCGGCCCAAUGAGGACUUCGCAGGAGGAUGUGAAAGUGAACAAAACCAAGCGCAUUCCCUGGAACUCUUCAGUCCUAUUUGUCCUGAAACAAAAAGUAGCGGCACUCCCAUGAAAUCUGAUAAAGGUCUUGAGGAAGAUAAAGGAUCUCAAGCACUUUUCAAUUUUGAAGAUAAACUGCUGCCCAGUGCUGUACGUAUUGAGUCAUACAGCUCAGGAAUGCUGUGUUCCCAGCAAAACGGCUUCCACAAAAGUCCCAUUAAAGGAAGUUGGACCUUUCCAAAGCUCAAAGAAGACAAGCUGACCCAUUCCAGAGCUCUGUCUGAAGUCCUCCCACCAUUCAAGAAAAUUAAGUUGGUCUCUGAUGCCGGAGAUCCCACUGCAGCCAUGGACCAGAGGAAUGUGUCUACACUUAAGGGGAUUAAAAAAACAUCAUUAAUAAAAAAUUGUGAUUCUAAAAGCCAGAAGUAUAAUUGUUUAGUCCUGGUAUUAUCUCCAUGUCAUGUGAAAGAAAUAAGUAUAAAGUCUGGACCAAAUUCUGGCUCUAAAGUGCCUUUAGGAAUAAUUGUGGUAACGGACCAGUCAAGAAUUCAGAAGAAGGUCUCUCUGUGGAGGGCUGCGGCAUUUUGGGCACUUACAGUGUUUCCUGGAGAUAUAAUUCUGCUCACAGAUGUUACCGUUCAUGAAAAUCAUUGGAUUGGUGAGACAGUACUACAAUCAACAUUUACCAGUCAGUUACUAAAUCUUGGAAGUUACUCCUCUGUCCAGUCUGAAGAGUUUUCCAAUAUAGUUAAUGAUGCUGUGCUUCGAGACUUACUGGCAUACGUGUCUUCAAAACAUUCCUAUCUCAGAGAUCUUCCUCAGAGGCAGCCUCAGAAAAUUAACAGUAUAGAAUUUGUAGAUUUGGAGCAGCUGCAGCCGGACAUACUGGUCCAUGCGGUACUAAAAGUAGUUGAUAUCACUGUACUAACAGAGGCAUUAUACAGUUAUAGAGGACAGAAGCAAAGGAAAGUUAUGUUAACAGUGGAACAGGUCCAAGGUCAACAUUAUGUGCUUGUAUUAUGGGGUCCUGGAGCAGCCUGGUACCCUCAACUUCAAAGGAAAAAAGAUUAUAUUUGGGAAUUUAAAUAUCUUUUUGUUCAGCACAAUGACGUCCUAGAAAGCCUAGAAUUGCAUUCAACAUUUUGGUCAUCCUGUGAGUGCCUGUUUGACGACGAUAUAAGGGCAAUUACAUUUAAAGCAAAAUUUCGAAAAAGCAUACCCUCCUUUGUGAAGAUGUCAGAUUUAACAACAUACCUGGAGGAAAAGCGUUCAGGAGUGAUUCUAAUCAAAGCCCAGAUUUCAGAGCUAGUGAUCCCUGUCCCGGCAGCUCAGAAGAUAGCUCUAUGUGCCCGCAGCUCUCUGAAGAGCAUCUUCUCUUCUCUUCCUGACAUUGUAUAUACCGGCUGUGCAAAAUGCGGACUGGAACUGGAAACAGACAAGAACAAGAUCUAUAAACAGUGUUACGGCUGCUUGCCCUUUACUAUGAAGAAGCUAUACUACAGGCCAGCUGUAAUGACCGUAGCUGAUGGAAUACAUGAGGUUUGUAUCCACGUAGGAUCCAAGCUGAUGGAGAAGAUUCUUUUCAACAUUUCUCCUGACUGGCUCAACAGAGUUAUAGCGCCUCCCUCGGAGGUCACCUUCCGCGCCGUGGCCGCGGACCUGCUGCACUCGCUGCUGGCGGGCGGCGGCGCCCCUUGCGUGCUGAAGCUGCACAGCCUCUUCGUGUUGGAUGAAAACAGCUGCCCGCUGCAGCUGGAGUUCUCGCUGCUGGAUUUGUAUCCCGACAGUGGAGAGCCGGGGGCCCAGUGCCCUCCUCUGAGACCCGAUGGGGAAACCGCCGGUACUUCCAGGAAGACAUUCCAGGAAUGACGGGGCUCUACCCGUAUUUUUGUAAAGAGAAUGGUGUUAAAUAUAUAAAUUAAAACUUUUUUUCUAGGAA